Molecule: messenger RNA, 1722 nt
Organism: Cucurbitaria berberidis CBS 394.84
Lineage: Eukaryota; Fungi; Ascomycota; Dothideomycetes; Pleosporales; Cucurbitariaceae
Exons: 1
Coding region: 1-1722 (573 amino acids)
Source: RefSeq, a predicted model, not a curated record
AUGGGCCCUUUAGAGCAGUCGCUCGCCACUCUAGGCCUCACCGGUCUCGAGCAAGACGUCGAAACUGUCUCAGCCUUACCGUCCUCAGCCGUGCGUGGGGCCAGUGAGCACUCAACGCAACUUGAAGAGUUACCAUCGCGACCUGAUUGCUCGAAUACGCAACUUAACACUGUGUCAGAAGUGUCGGCAUCAUCAACUGAUCGUGUCGACGAGUACCAGACGAGUGACACGGAUCGCAACGGACAGUAUUUCGCUCAGCUGAAGAAUGACGUUAUCAUGGACAGUUCUACGUCCUCUGACGCUGUCAUCUGCGGCAUUCACGACUUUAUCCAAGAAGAGCGAAGGCGCAGCUUCCAUUUUCUCGCCAAAUACAGCCAUCGCCACAUGGACCAGAAAGAUCUUCUUUCCGCGUCUCUUGCGGGUACCGACGAUAUCGAGAACGUUUGCAAUCGAGCCGGUUUUCAUAUACCUACAAUGUACGACGGGCAAUGGUACACCUUUGCAGAGCUGCAGAGCCCUAAGAGUGUGCGGCAUACUGUUGCGAUUAAAGUCCUAACAGGUCACGAACCUAUUAUCGACAACAUGACAGUAUUCCAUUUUAAUGACGACAACGCAUACCUUGUCUCCCAGGCAACUACAUGGCUCCGAGAGACGUAUGACUGGCAUUCCGAAUACGAGUUGCAGUUCACCGAGAUGCAGUACGAGGAGCAGCGCAUGUGGUGGAAGAGUAACGGGAAUUCCUUUAGACUGCUGGAUCUUCCAUCUGAGAUGCGCGAAGCUAUCUAUCUUCACAUCAUCGGCCCUGUCGUUGCGCCAGAUCUCGCUAUGAUCCCCACGAAGACAUUAACGCUCGGUUCUGGCGUCUUGUAUGAUGACGGAAGCGGCUCUCAUCGUAAUCGAGAUCCCGAUAUUGAGCGACCCAACAUGACCAUCAUGCGCGUGAGCAAACAGGUACGAAAUGAAGCCAUGGAAGUAGCAUAUCGCGACACUACCAAACGGUUCUGCGCACUGGGUGCACGACACUUUCACUCCUUGGAUGAAAGAUACGAGCAGCUCGCAUCGGUCGCGACUAUUUGGACUAGCAUUCGCAGCUUCUCUCCACAUGCUUCUUUUCUGCGAAAUAUUCAGCUCGAGAUGUCUGCUGCAAUGUUUUUUCGCUUCAUCGGUAUUCACCCGAUCCGCCACGUACCACUGUAUGUGAUUAGAGAAGAGGGUCCAGUCCACGUCAAUACGCUGAAGACCUUCCCGGCCCUUCAAAACCUCGACUUCCGAUUCUUCAGCCCUAAGCACAAAAACGCCGUAUGCCCCUGGGCCCGAGCUCUCGGCACCGACGGUAACGACCCACACUCCUGCCAAAAAGAAUGGAUAGACUAUUUUUUCGUGUUCGCAUGGGACGCGCUGAGAGGCCUAAAUGAGACACAGACGGCUUUCAAGGCCCCAAAAUGUGUCACAUACAGCCUCAGCGGCUGCGUGAAGAACUCCACGCGCAAACAUUGGCAGCACCUUCUCAACGAUAAACGAGUAGACCACACUCCGAAGAUCAAAUCAUGGGAGGAGCAGAUUCGGCUCAAGAAGACAAAUGACGGCAUCAUUCCCUGUAGCUGCUCAACGUCGUGCGCCGUUGGAGGCCCGCCGCUAUUCCAGUGCAGUGAGCAUGAGGUUCGCAGGAUUGAGGGGCUACAGACUGAGAUGGAUAAAUAUUACUGGGACUUUGAGGACUAG